Molecule: messenger RNA, 4104 nt
Organism: Habropoda laboriosa
Lineage: Eukaryota; Metazoa; Arthropoda; Insecta; Hymenoptera; Apidae
Gene: mute
Product: GON-4-like protein
Biological process (GO): regulation of DNA-templated transcription
Cellular component (GO): nucleus
Molecular function (GO): transcription coregulator activity
Source: RefSeq, a predicted model, not a curated record
UCAGUCAUUAAUGAAAUGGAAGAAGAAAUUGAAAGGCAGCUUGAUGCUAAGGCAGCUAAAACAAAUUUAACUGCCACAAAUGUCAAAAAUAUUUUGAAACAUGUUAUUACUAAUGAACAUGUAAUGGCAAUGGUUAAAAAUCGUCUUCAUGAUGCAGAAGAUGAUGUACCUUUUGAACCAAAAUUAACACGAGCAAAAGCCAUAUGGUUGAAUAUAUUUUAUAUGUGCUACACUGAAGUUCAAGCACUAAUCACAGAAGAAUUACCAGAAGAUUCUUCUGAUGAAGAAUAUAAUCCAGAGCAAGAUAAACAAAGUGAUGAUGAAAGAGAAGUAGAAAAUGCAACAAAUAGUGAUGUGGAUUCUCAACCUUUAACACCUGUAAAUCAUUGUGAUUCAUCUUCAGUUGAACAAUCUAAGUCACUAUAUGUUCAAUAUGACCCAGAAGGAAUAUUUAAAAUUCCCGAUAUUCCUCAUGUUCUAACAGAAGAGGAAAGUAUUGGUCAAAGAACACGUUCAAAGCUUUGUUUAAGUGAGACACCUUUAGAACAAAUUGAACAAGCAUUUAUACCACCAGAUAUAACAACUGAUAUGUAUGAUUGGGAUUGUGAAGUAGAUGAAGAUUGGGAUAAUUUUUUAAAAGAGUUUACACAACCAUUAACUCAAGAACCCAUAGUAGAAGAUGACCCAGAAGCAGAUCCAGAAUAUAAUAUUUUAGAGGAUGAAGAAAUAGAAUUUUUGGAUAAGGAAGAGUUACGAGCAGAUAAAGCUGUAAAAGUUACUCGUAAGGAAUUAAAUAAUUUGAUUGCAGAAUUAUUUGAGUUUACUGAUACAUUUUCAAAACAAGAACAGGAUAUUUCAAAAAAGCGGAAGUCUCUAGAAAAUACAAAUUCUUCAAUUGAAAAUAACAUUAUGAAUUGUUCUGUAGCAAAUUUAUUACCUACUUACAAAGAACCUGAACUUCCCAAUCUAAUAAAUACGAAACAACGGGAGUUAUUAGCAGUUCAAUUUCGUCAACAUGUUCAAUUAAUGGUACAACAUUUUGUUAACACAUAUAUGCAUCCUGAUUUACAUUCUCAAUCAAAAAUAUGCAAACAAAAUUUAAAUAGUAUAAAGUAUUUAAGUAAUGGUCCUAGUUCUGCAUUCAAUGUAGCAAAUUUAUUAGAUGCUUUAAAAUUAGUGUCUGAUUGGGAAAAUAAAUUUUUGGAUGAAAAAUUUUGCGAAGACUUUAAGAAAGCUAUUGCAGAUGAGGAUGCAAUAAAAAAAAUAUAUUUCACAAAUAAGUGGUCAUACCUUCCUAAAUUUCAUCCAGAAUUGAAAAAGCUAUUUAUGGAAAGCAAAGCUUUAAUGUAUCCUCAACUUUUGCCUCAUAUGCCUUUCAGAAGUGAAAUGAUUAAAUUUAUACAAUCUCCAUACUUAAAGUCUGAAGAGAAUUUAAUUGCAUUAGGUUUAGAACAAUUUAUUCCUAUUGUUACAUCUAAACCAAAGAAAUUUAAGAGUAAAAAACUUCAACUAAUGGAUGCAGUGCAGUUAAUUAUUCAAUACUUAAUACCAUGUAGAAAACCUCAAAGAUUACUAUAUCACAUUCAAAAGCGUCGAUGUGCAAAAGAUGCAAACCCAAUAAAGCAUUACUUCGAGAAGGGUUGUGCUCCUAGAACAAUACAUUAUAUAACAUUGGAAUAUGAUCUCAAAGCACCUAAAGAUCAACCAACCAGUCUUUUACCUUUGGAGUGGCAGAUGUAUCUUAAUAAUGUAAGUUCAGAACAGAAAAUUGAUUUAUUAAAGAGAAAACAUAUAUUGAAUUCAUACAACGAUCUUAUGAAAAAAGAUUGCUUUAUAAACGGAAACAAAAACUAUGUUACUGCUUCUAAUACUCAUUUCUUGUGCAAACCAGUUAAUAUUUUACCAAAACUAUUACCUGCAAAUAUAAAUCAAAAGACAACAAAUAAAAAUACAUCCAAGGACACUUCGUAUACAAAUGAAAAUGCAAAUUCGGAAAUUUUAAAGAAUAUAUCGAACAAAGAAACUAAUUAUGAAUUACGUAAUUCUAAUAUAAUAAAUAAAGAGCGUAUAUUGCACCGCAAUACCUCUUUAAAAAUUAUAGCCACACAAGAUGAAAAGGAGGAAAAAGUAGGUGGAAAUGGUUUAAAAGAAAUUCAGAACGAUGUAUUUACAAAUCCAAUUACAUCAAAACAUUCUAAAUUUUCUAAAAAAUCUGAAGUGAUACAAGAAUUACCACAACUACGAAAAACUACACCUAGAUUAGCAAAAACAAGAAGUGCACAGAAUAUGAAGCUAAUGGCUCAAGUUUUAGGACCAAAAGGUUUAUCGUCUAAUUGCAACAAUUUAAAGUCUCGAGAAAAAAAUGAUUUAGAUAAAAAUUUAGAGAAAAUAUACGAGUUAAUGCUAGCUAGUACUACUAUAAGAAAAGAUUCUAUCAGCAGAAAGAAAGCUAAAGAAGCCAGAGAAUUAGAAAAUAUUAAAAGACUUUUAGAAUCUGAAAAUCCAUUAAAUGAAGAAGAAAGAAGUUCAAAAUUUGCAGCAUCAUAUCUCCAGAAAUUACAUUUAACAUUAGAGUCAAAUAAUCCAGAAACAUUUCGAUCUGUGAUAAAAUUAUAUUUAGAUUAUCAUGAGAAAUUGGAUAGUGUUAAUCAGAUCGAAAACGAAUUACCCUUUUCUAAUACGUCAAUUUCCUUGCAAAAUGAAAAAAGUAUGGAAAAAUCUGAAAAAGAUAAAGAUGCAAUAACUAUCGAUUUGUAUCGUGAUAUGUGUGAAAAAUUACAUGAAUAUCCUGAGCUUUGUACAGACUUUUUAUUGUUCUUAAAGCCACAUCAAGCUGCAAUGAUGGAUAAAUCAAUAGAAUAUAUAAUGCUUCAAAAAAUGAGGGAGUUUAUUAAUGUAGCUCAAAUAUAUUUUGCUAAACAACCUUCUCGUAUAGCAAAAAUGAUGCAAGCUAUUACGCAACUUUCAUCCGAUCCACAAACAACAUUAGAACAUGUUCAUACAACCAUGGGUCCUAUACUUAAGGGACAUCCUUUUGUCAUGGACUUAUUUUUACAAAUAUUACCUACUGCUAAACCACCGGAAAGCUUGUUUGCAUCUCAUAUGUUUGAAAACUUGACGUGUCCAGUGGGACCGCACGAUAAAAAUAAAGUUUAUACUGAAGAUGCACCAGAAUUAUACGAAAAUAUAGAACUGCCUGUACUAGCAUCUCAGGAAGAUCCUUAUGGUGGAGAAAAUUGCAGAUGCAAUUGUCAUAAUGGCGAUGAUUCUACUUGUAAAAAUAGUUCUGAACACUGUGUAUCUUGCGGCACAAGGUUCCUGAAUGGAAAAAUUUAUCUCCAAACAUCUGAAGGUUUAAGACCUGCUAAAAUUAUUUUUCCUGGUGCUGAUGAAGAAAAAUUGGAGAACAUUGCUCGUGUAUCUUUAAAAACAGCUGAUAAAUUUGUUCCAUCCAUUUCAUCCAGACAACGAAGAAAAUCUUCAAAGAAUGAAUUUCAUUCUGAAGAACAAUGUCAAAAAUCUUGCAUAUCAAAAAGUUCACCAGCUAAAGAAAAUGAAGGAGGAAAAAUAAUUAUAAAGCCUAAAAAGACUAUGAAAUCCCCAUCAAAAUCUGCAGAUCAAAAAAAAAAUUUAAAAAGAUCAGGAAGCGAAAUAAAUCAUAUAGAUGUAAAUAUUAAAAAAAUGCGUAUGACGCAAUGUAAAAAUAAAAGAGAAAAAAAAAUUGAUAAACAAGAACUGAAACUAGGAUAUACAGAUUCAAAUAUUACUGAUCAUAUGAAAAUAGAUGAAUCUUUGUACAUAGAUACAAAAAAUUCUGUAAAAGAAAUAGAAAAAAAUACAUUAAGUAUGGAAAUUGAGAUAUCAAAUGACUGUGCAAACAAAGUUAACAUAUCUCAUGAAAUGAAAAAUACUGUUGAUUUAGACAUUGAUAUAAAUACUAAACCAUGGACACGACAAGAAGAUAUGAUUUUAUUGCAAGCUAUUAAAAAAGAAUAUUCUAAAAAAACACUUGCUAUGGUCAGUAAAACAUUAGGUGAUCGCACUACGGAUCAAGUUAAAGAAAGGUGUCAAACGCUUCUUUCAUUAUUAGAAAAAAUGAUGUAA